CAAGGCUAUUCGCAACAACCACAAACAAGAGAGCUAGAGAUGAGUUCCUCCAUUAAUUUUCCUUCGUUUGCUUCAAUGGCUGCUCUGCUAUUUGGUUUCUGUGUAUUAUCGUCGACAUUGCCAGAACUUGCAAUGGGGUUAACGAGGAACUACACAUUCAACAUCAACUACCUCAACGUCACGAGGUUGUGCCAUACGAGGAGCAUUCUCAGUGUCAACGGAAAGUUUCCGGGGCCGCCGUUGGUGGCAAGGGAGGGCGAUCGUGUCAUUGUUAAGGUGGUUAAUCAUGUCACAAACAACGUCACCAUACAUUGGCAUGGAGUUCGGCAGCUUAGAAGCGCGUGGGCUGAUGGGCCAGCUUAUGUUACGCAGUGUCCUAUACAGACUGGGCAGACGUACACAUACAACUUCACGGUCAGUGGACAAAGAGGAACUCUCUUAUGGCAUGCACACAUCUCGUGGCUAAGAUCUUCUAUUUAUGGGGCCAUCAUCAUCCUCCCAAGGCGCAAUGAAUCUUACCCCUUUCAGAAACCCUACGCCGAAAAGUCCAUCAUUUUUGGAGAGUGGUUUAACGUGGAUCCAGAGGCUGUGAUUACCCAGGCUCUCCAGACAGGAGCAGGUCCCAACGUUUCUGAUGCAUACACCAUCAAUGGUCUUCCGGGCCCAUUGUACAACUGCUCUUCUAAAGACACAUACAAGCUAAAGGUGGAGCCAGGGAAGACGUAUCUGCUACGCCUGAUCAACGCUGCACUCAACGACGAGCUUUUCGUCAGUAUCGCCAACCACAGCCUCACCGUGGUUGAAGCGGACGCUGUGUACGUUAAACCUUUCGAAACGGACACGCUCCUCAUCGCCCCAGGCCAAACCACAAACGUUCUCCUCAAAACCAAGCCCAACUACCCCAAUGCCACUUUCCUCAUCGCCACUAGUCCCUACUUCACCGGCCUUGGCACCUUUGACAACUCCUCCGUCGCCGGAAUCCUCCAAUACAAGCACCCAUCACAUAAAUCUUCCAAUAAAAACCUUACGCUUCAUAGACCAACCUUCCCCGCCAUCAAUGCCACAAACUUCGUCGCAAACUUCACCAAAAAAUUCCGUAGCUUGGCCAAUCCCAACUACACCGCCAGCGUUCCUCAAACCGUGGACAAGAAAUUUUUCUUCGUUAUCGGGCUCGGGACUUUCCCUUGUCCUACAAACACCACCUGUCAAGGACCCAGUAACACCACAAAAUUCGCCACUUCGAUUAACAACGUGUCGUUUAAUCUCCCGUCGGUGGCUUUACUCCAAGCCCACUUUUUUGGACAGUCUAACGGCGUUUACACUACUGAUUUUCCGACAACGCCACCGGUGACGUUUAACUAUACGGGAACGCCGCCCAAUAAUACUAACGUGAGCAAUGGCACGCGUGUUGUGGUGUUGCCGUUCAACGCAAGUGUGGAGGUGAUAUUGCAGGGCACUAGCAUUCUUGGUGGUGAGAGUCACCCUCUCCAUCUGCACGGCUACAAUUUCUUUGUUGUUGGACAGGGUUUCGGAAACUAUGAUCCAAACAAGGACCCUGGUAGCUUCAAUCUAGUCGACCCAGUUGAGAGGAACACGGCCGGCAUUCCGGCCGGUGGCUGGCUCGCUAUUCGCUUCUUGGCGGACAACCCAGGGGUGUGGUUUAUGCAUUGCCAUCUAGAUGUCCACACGAGCUGGGGGCUAAGGAUGGCGUGGAUUGUCUUGGAUGGGCCAGAGCCGAAUCAGAAGUUACCACCGCCACCGUCCGAUCUUCCAACGUGCUAACUUGAUGACCGAUUGUUGGUCCGGACCGGCGGAUAUGCAUUGCAUUUUUUUCUUUUCUUUCCCGAGUGGUUUUGUUUUAUUUUUCAAUUUUCAUUAAUAAUUGUUUUUUGAUGAUCAAAUACUUUCCGAUUGUUUUUCACCUUUGGUUGAGAGAGAUCAAAGGGGCUCUCAUGAGAUUGAUAAUAAAUAUUAAUUAAUGAUCUUCUUCUA
Alnus glutinosa is the source of this 1992-nucleotide messenger RNA. RefSeq names its product laccase-17-like. The transcript has 6 exons. Gene Ontology annotation, biological process: lignin catabolic process. Gene Ontology annotation, cellular component: apoplast. Gene Ontology annotation, molecular function: copper ion binding; hydroquinone:oxygen oxidoreductase activity. The coding region runs from base 40 to 1782 and encodes 580 amino acids. Lineage: Eukaryota; Viridiplantae; Streptophyta; Magnoliopsida; Fagales; Betulaceae. The record is from RefSeq and is a predicted model, not a curated record.